UUUUCAGAAAUCAUUUUUGCAUUUAAAAAAAUUGGAAAAUAAUCAAGUAAAUUACAUAAUCAACAAAAAAGUUUACCUAUAGUGCAGAAAAAAUAUUAAGUUUAUAAAUAUCUAACUGUAUUAGUGAUUAUAACCUAAAAGUAUGCUAGGCAUUAGAAUUCGAAGCUUAUCCAGCCUAAUUACUAAAAGAGUAAUUUUCAAUGCAGCAGAAUAUUCAAAAUGUUCUUAUCGUAUUCCUCUCAAAGUUACUAAUGAUAAAUAUAGUCAAUUUAAAAGAUAUAGUACUGUCUCUGAUGAAAAAGUAGCGGAACCAUCAAAAGGAAAUAUAGAAAAGAAAGAAUUCCAAGCUGAAACACGCAUGCUGUUAGAUAUUGUGGCCAGAUCUUUAUAUUCCGAUAAAGAGGUUUUCAUCAGAGAGCUCAUAUCAAAUGCGAGUGAUGCUUUAGAAAAGUUUAGAUACUUAAGUGUCAGUUCAGCUCCCGAGUCACCAAAAUUAGAAGGCACUGACAGAUCCCUGGAAAUAAAACUUACAACAGAUAAACAGAAUAGAACUCUUACAUUUGAGGACACCGGUAUCGGUAUGACUAAAGAUGAGCUAGUAAAAAAUUUGGGAACCAUUGCAAGGUCAGGUUCAAAGUCAUUCAUAGAAGAAAUUAAAAAGCAAGGGUCAGAACAAGCCAACUCUAUCAUCGGUCAAUUCGGGGUGGGAUUUUAUUCAGCAUUCAUGGUGGCUGACAAAAUUGAUGUUUACACAAGGAGUAGUAUUGAGGGAUCAGCGGGAUAUAAAUGGAGUUCUGAUGGAUCUGGAACAUAUUCUAUUGAAGAAGUAGAUAAUGUUCCCAUUGGUACAAAGAUUGUUGUUUACUUGAAAACUGACUGCAGGGAGUUUUCUGAUGAUGACACUGUGAAGAAUAUUAUUAUGAAAUACAGUAAUUUCAUUGGAAGUCCAAUUCUUCUGAAUAAUGAACAGAUCAACUCAAUUAAGCCAUUAUGGCUGAUGGAUGCCAAAGAAGUGACCCAGGAGCAGCACAUAGAAUUUUACAGAUUCAUAAGCAACUCAUAUGAUAAGCCACGCUUUACUCUGCAUUACAAAACAGAUGCUCCUCUUAGUAUCAGAUCCAUUUUGUAUGUACCUGAAGGGAAACCAGGUCUCUUUGAACUAUCACGAGACUCAGAUGUGGGAGUUGCUUUGUAUUCCAGAAAAAUAUUGAUCAAAAGCAAAGCUGAAAAUAUUUUACCAAAAUGGCUAAGAUUUGUUAAGGGUGUAGUAGAUUCUGAGGACAUUCCACUAAAUUUAAGUAGAGAAUUAUUACAAAACAGUGCUCUAAUAGCAAAGCUGCGAUAUGUUCUCACCAAUCGUUUCCUUAAAUUCAUGGUUGAGAUGGCUAGCAAAGAUCCAGUAGGAUAUGAUGCAUUCUACAAGGACUAUUCGCUGUUUCUUAAGGAGGGUAUUGUUACGGGACAGAGUCCUUUAGAAAAGGAAGAGAUUGCUAAGCUGCUAAGAUUUGAAUCAUCCAAACUUGAUACUGGAGUGAAAACAUCCCUGGCUGAAUAUAGCUCAAGACAAACAAACGAACAGAAGAGCAUUUACUAUCUAGCUGCUCCUAGCCGUGAAUUGGCGCAAUCAUCGCCAUACUAUGAGUCACUUAAAAAGAAAGAUGUUGAAGUGCUAUUCUGCUACGAGAUGUAUGAUGAGCUUGUGUUAUUGGAGUUGAAAGAGUUUGGAGGUAGAGCACUGGUGUCCGUUGAAAAUGACAUGCAAAAAGGCCCUGCUGACAACACUGAAAGUCUCAUAGGAAGUGACGAUCUUCAAACGAGCCAAGUUAAUGACUUAAUAUCCUAUCUCAAGACCAAUCUAUCUGGCAAAGUGUUCGAUGUGAGAACGACGCAAAAGCUUGACUCUCAUCCUUGCGUCAUCAUUGUGCCCGAGAUGGCAGCGGCGCGCCACUUUAUCAGAACUCAAGCACAAAACCUUAGUGAUGAAAACAGAUUCGCUCUUUUGAGGCCACAAUUAGAAAUUAAUGCUAAGCAUCCAAUAAUUAAGAAGCUUCAUAAACUAUUAGCAAGUGACAAAGACUUAGCCAAUAUGGUGUCACAACAACUCUUCACAAAUGCGAUGGUCACUGCUGGAUUAAUAGUCGAUCCAAGAAAUUUAAUUACAAACAUAAAUGAUCUUCUGGUUAAAGCCUUAGAAAAACAUUAAAUAUUUUCUGAUUAUUUUAAA
Molecule: messenger RNA, 2224 nt
Organism: Aricia agestis (brown argus)
Lineage: Eukaryota; Metazoa; Arthropoda; Insecta; Lepidoptera; Lycaenidae
Gene: Trap1
Product: heat shock protein 75 kDa, mitochondrial
Exons: 13
Coding region: 143-2203 (686 amino acids)
Biological process (GO): protein folding
Cellular component (GO): mitochondrial inner membrane
Molecular function (GO): ATP-dependent protein folding chaperone; protein kinase binding; ATP hydrolysis activity
Source: RefSeq, a predicted model, not a curated record